This is a messenger RNA of Ruditapes philippinarum (Manila clam), 9512 nucleotides long. RefSeq names its product zinc finger ZZ-type and EF-hand domain-containing protein 1-like. Gene Ontology annotation, molecular function: zinc ion binding. The record is from RefSeq and is a predicted model, not a curated record. Lineage: Eukaryota; Metazoa; Mollusca; Bivalvia; Venerida; Veneridae.
AUGAACACGAGAAAAUCGUGCCAACUUGGCAUUUUAAGGGUACGCGAAAAUCACCAGGAGGUUAGCAGUUAUUGUGAUUCUAUUUAUAGACAAAACAAUGACGUGUUAGCUGAUGGGGUACAUCUGUUGUUAGCAUUCAAUCUAGCUAGAUCACAUACAGGAGGGUUAAUACGUACCAUUAAAAUUCUUCAAGAACACACAGACUUGUCUCUACCAUGUACUCAUUUGAUGGCCAAGAUGUAUAAAGCCAGGGACCAUUGCUGGGAAAAGAUUGGUUAUCAGUUACAGUUGACUGUAGCGGGCAGCGAUGGUGGUACAUCGGAGGAACACGAUAAUUCUAAACCAGAGAACGUCCUCACACCCUCCUGGACAGACCCUUCACCACCAUAUUUGACAGCCGAGGGCACAACAAAAGUGAACAUGUUCUUCAAGUCUUCAGAAUUGAUACAACUAUCUAAGCUGAAAAUAAAGGUUGUGUCUGGUGUUAAAGGUGCCAAAAGGGGACUAGUAUUUGUUUACAGAGACAUGGAGGAGUUUAAUCUGGCACAGCAUGUACAGAGAUUUCAGGCCUAUGAUAGCUGGGGAAAACUAGAGUAUCAGUUUAGUGUACAAGUCAGAAGUGCUGGUAUAGCAGGCAAACCUGACAACCCUGUGGCAUACUUUUCAUUAGAUGAUGAUUGUGAUGAGAUAGAAGUCCCUGUUUCUUGGCACCCAGUUGGACAGUAUGUACUGGUGAAGUUUCUGGAACCAAGGAAGACAAGUUCUGUGAUUGGUAUUUCAGGAAUUAAGUUCUUCGGUUUCACCAGAAAACCUGUCAAUGUUGAUGAUCAAGUUGUGUUUUCUGCCAGUCAGGGUUCAUUGGUCUGGGUCCAACAUGAUUCUGUAUUGAUAUUUAGGGGUGAGGAAAAGUGGCAGACAUUUUCUCAGAUGACAUUACAACUGAUUUUCUGUCUCCUCCCUGCAUUCACUGGACUGUCAGGUGAAAGUAAGGUGUCAGCAGAGGCGUUAUUUCAACACUUGUGUAAAACUGUAGACAACCAGAAAAUAGAUAAAAAUAGCCGACAUUAUAAACUGUGUAGACAACUCAUUAUUGAUGGGGCUGCAGUUUUCUUCUCUGAUAAAGAGGCAAGGAAAAAACAGCUGUUCUCUAUGAUGCAAAAAGUUGAGACUCUGUCAGAGACACCAUCAGUUAUGCUGGUAUUUCAGUCACUGUGCCAAUUCUUCAGUUCUGUUGAUCCUCGUGGAUUACUAGACCUGCCGAAAAAUCCCACCGAUACAUUUGACCCUUCACAAGUUUUAGAGGUAAUGGAAACCAUGGUUAUGGUGACAUUCCACGAGUUUAGUCUGGUUGUGAAGUCUGGGGCUGCCAAUGACCAGUUACUUCCCUUGCUGCAGUUAGUAAGUUCUCUGCAGACGUCACUUCUUGCUUGGACAUGGUGGCAGAUGUCAGAAGGGUCAGAUGCCAUAAAAGUCAAAGGCAUGCAUACUGCCACUACAUAUGCCAUCCUGGUAGCCCAGCGAGCGACUGAAGCCUGCAAGCUUCUACAGACCAAAGAUGAGGAAUACUUGAAGGUGCUCGUACCUAAGAUAGAGACAUCGUUCCUCGGCUCCGUCGUUAGACAGAUGGUCUUGUUGAUGACCUAUCUAUGUCCGAGCCUCAGUUCCACCUCGAGGGUCAGUCUGCUGAAGAAAUUACAGCCUUUAAACCAGGAGCUGAUGAAACUGGCUGCCCUGAUACCAGAUGUCUUUCCUACUAUAAGUAGCUCACACUGGCAAAGUGCUCACUCUGAGGAUAUUGUAUUGAGAACAUGGGAGGUUGAAUCUGCCCACAACUAUGAGAAUAAUGUCCACUAUACACAAGUUUUUAGUUGUCCUGGAGCUACCAAGUUUAUUGUAGAGUUUGAUGCCAGAUGUGAAACAGAGAGAAGAUAUGAUUACCUGGUGUUCACAGAUGCCCGAGGUCAGCAAAUGAGAUUUGACCAAAAAGUGGGAUCACAGAAAUGGCCAAAACAGAUCCAAUUUAUGGGGCCACAUAUACAUUUCUUGUUUCACUCAGAUAGCAGUAACACUGAAUGGGGUUACAAGUUCAAGGUCACUGCAAGAGGAAGUCCUGAUAUGCCCCUCUCCUGGCCAUUUGACCUUCAACUUGGACUCACUAAACUUGUAGGAAAGUUAUGUGGAGCUACACUCAAUGCUAAUCCAGUUUUACCACGAGAUCAGUUGAUGGAGCUAGAGGAAGCAGCAGAGCAGGAUAUAUUACGAAGUGAACUGUGGACUACAUUGUUUAGAGGUGGUUAUAUGAUAGGAAAACUACAGAGGUCGCUAUCUGGCAGAUAUGAAUCUGAAGAUACUACAGUGGUACUAACUUUUCUCUGGAGUAUGAUAAAUGGGGAAGAGAGAUCGGUUCAGUUCUUACAGAAAUGUAGAGAAGGUAGUAAGAUGUUACCUAUGGGUGGUGAAAGUGUAACAGCAGCUGUUAUAGCAGUAUUCUGUGCUCUAGUCUGGCAUACACAACAACUGAGAGAGGAUCUCGAAAAAUAUGUGAACAAUGUAAGGGAAGGUAGUGUAUCAGACGGUCUAUGUCAGGCAUACACAGCAGCUGAGACAUUACGGCCAUUACUGGUACAACAACGUCAGAAAAUUGCUGCUGAAAAUAAUGACAAUAUAGUGAUUAAAGAUGAAGAUGAUCCCACAACAAUAUGUAAGCAGAAGGCCCUUUAUUUGUUGAAGUUUGCUGGACUUACCAAAACUCAGCUGAAACAAGAGCUAACAAAAAUGAAACUGUCGAAGCAGAUGAAGAAACAUUCAAGACGUGGUGAGAAGUUUGGUAAUAAGUUUGACUUGUCAGAGAAGUUUCCUUCAUUUAGACUGGUUUUAGAGUUUGUUCAAGAUCAAGCUUGGAGUACAGAAAAAGUACACAACAUGUUACAAGAAAGAACACAACAUGGUCAAGCUGUAGCUGAUGUUUAUAUGAUCAGUACAGAACUUAUACAAAUGUUAUCCGAGGACAAACCUUUCCAGAUUCUCAUUGUAUUGUUUCUACAAGAGAUGUUAAGUUAUCAGGUUGGGUUUGCUCGACACUAUGCGGAAGGUUUAGAUGGGUGUGGCCUCGAACAGGAAGCUAAAGUUAGACACUCCUUUUAUACACUCAUACGCAGACUCACUGAUGCCUUCCAUAAAUACAGGAGACAUGAUCUAGAUCCGAAAUUACAUGCAGCCUAUGACUAUAUACAGGGAGCUUUGUUACAUUUACUGGACAUUCACUGGCAGCCAUAUGAUCUGAACUUCAUUUCUGAUGUGAAGUUGCCAGCACUAUUUUCUAUGGUUGCCAAGGAAACAGUCAAGAUGCGAGAUUGUCGUAUGGAGAAGCUAGAUGAGGUGGAGGAACUGAAGGAGUACACACAACAUAUGAAAUGGUUUGAUGAGUGUAGCAGUGGCUCGUUUGUUGACUGGUAUAAAAACAAGGAAGAUUUAGCUGAUGAUGAGAAAAAGGCUGUACAGAUGUUUAUAGCAAGGUUCUGUGACCUACUUGAGGUAGAAGUGAAUUGUGAUGGCUGUAAUGUUACUCUUCCAGGACGUAGAUAUAGAUGUUUACAUUGUAUAGAUAUGGAUCUAUGUGCCACAUGUUAUGCUGGUGGAGUAGAACCAGAGAAACAUACAGAUGAGCAUGAUAUUAUACACCUUGUGUACAAGUGCAACAAAUGUCAGGCAUUUAUAGUUGGUACCAGGAUGCAUUGUAAUGAAUGUGAAGAUUUUGACCUUUGCCUGGGCUGUCAUAUGAAGGGCAGCCUCCCCACUGGUCACUCUCCACAACAUGCUAUAACAAAGUUCUAUCAGAUGAAAUUGAAAACAUCUCAGGAGACAGAUUCUCUGAUUCAGGCAUACAUUCAUCAACAUGUGUGGAUGUUGUUUACAUUGUUGGCCAUCUCUAUGGGGGAUAUUAUAUAUAACACGGAGAAUGGUGUUGCCAUGGACCAUGAUUACACUUCUUUGGCAACACAUCUACAGAAUCAGUGUAUCUCUAUAACAACACAUUGUUUACAACAGGUUCCAGACGAUGAGGAUGAGAAUUUGAAGAGGCCUCUGCAAGCAAAAAUCGAGGCAUCAAAUAAUGCAGAGGUUAAAUCCGAUACUGAAGGAAAAGAGAAAGCAGUGAAUUUGUUUGAGGAUAGAACUGUUGAGACAAGACAAGAAGAGGCUUUCUCCAUUCACUCCCAGGAAAGAUUCAUGGGGCUACUGGGUGCCAUGAUUCCUCAUGAUGCAAAUGCUGGGCCCAGUGGAUCUAGUUUCAAUUUUAUGACGCAAGAAUUUCUGAAGCUGCUGUUUAAAAUUUCAAGAGGUCAGAGCGGUCAUGAAGUAAACACCAGACAUCUUGCCAUGGGUUUGUUGGGAUUGUUACUGACUAAAUGUCCGGUCAAGGUAGCAGACAGCUCAGUGGACAGGGAGGUUACCAGUGGUGAAAUGGAGGGAUACAGUACCAUCAAAUAUCUGUUUACAUUUGGAGCCUCUUGUCUAGAAAAAUCUGGUUUAGAAUGGUCAUGCUCUGUUGCUAGGAUACUCCAAAGAUUAUAUAACUCCCGUGAAUGGAAACUUGUGCUACACCAUCAUCUUACGGAAUGUGUACAGAAUAUUGCCAAGAAACCAGAGCUGUCUUCAAUUUUUGCAAUGUUUGUAAUGGCUGGUUUUCCUGAGGUUUUGACAACUGGAACACUGGUGAUGUAUAAUCAUACAGGAAUGGAUAAUAAAAGAGGUGUGGUUCUUAAACACUACCCAGAUAAACAUACUACCCUGCUUGUAGAUGUCAAAACAAGGAAGAGACAUACUGUACCAGACAAGUAUAUAGACUGUGUAUCAAUGACUACAGAGGUCUGGGACUCUACAAAUAUUGUUGAGUUUGUUGAUAUUGUCAAAGAUAUUGUGGAAAGGAAAAGUUCUGAGACUGUUGAAAAUGUAGAGAAUUUGUGGGUGUUGUCGCUGGCUUUGAAACUUCUACAUAACAGUUUACAGAGUGCCAGUAAUUGUUGUAUAAAUGAGUUAUACGCCCCUGACUUUAUACAAUGUCUUGUUUCCACGGCAAGUAAGGGGACGGGAUUUAGUCAACAGUGGUUACUGAAAGAUUUGGAGGUACUAUCUCUGAUGUUGUAUACACACGAGGGCUGUACGACUACUGUAAAGAAAGCACCUGCCUCUGUGAACGAGUUACAAAAUAAACUCAAGGAAGCGAUCAAGAACUCCAAAUCUCUGAGUAAAGACGAAGAUUCGGACAGUGACGAGAGUCUGAUAAGUGACUCGUCAUCGUCAGUGUCGUCUGGUAACACGGAGAUAAACAUCGUUGAUGAGCUGGACAUGUUCCACGAACUUGAUGAGAAAACACAACUCAUGUUUAGAAUAUUACGAAGUGACCUGAACUUGCCGAUAUCUGUGUUAAAAGUUAUAUAUGACAUGAAUGACAGAAACCCAGAUGCUGUGGUGAAAGCUAUCCUGGAAAAUUUUGAAGGUGUUGAUGCUACUCCUAAAGAAAUCAUCAAGAAACUUUCAGAAAAAUGGGACGUAAUUCUACAGUCUCAGCAUCCAGAGGCAAUACUAAGUACAACACUGUCAGAAAAAGUCAUUGAUACAGGAAUACAUUACCAUCCAUCCCUCAAACAAACUGAGAGGAAAAUAGAGAAAGCGACAGAAGAGACAGCAGUAGAUACCCAGAAACUGAUUCAAUGUCCGGACAACGAUGUCCAGGAGGAGAUUGUUAAACAACGGAAAACAAAAAGUGCUGACUUACUGAAGAAAGAGCUAGAAAAACAUGGCAAGACUGGCACAAGAGAAUAUCUCGCUAAGGUGAACAUGGCUAUGUCAGUUUUGUAUGCACGACAAGUUCUCACCAGCCUGCUUGCUCAUUGGCCAGCUUACGGUCAUGUGAUCAACUCUGACCUACUUGGAUGUAAGGAAGUACAGCAGAUACCUUGUGUCCUUGACCUUCUAUAUAAAACAGGAAGUAGAGAUAAUUUCCAGAAAGUUGUCCAAAAUCUGGUCCACCAUUGUGAGAAAGCAAGCUUGGUACCAAUAGCUCGGACAGCUUGUCAGUUUAUGGAAGAAGUCACUAUGUCUGUGAUCACAAGAGAGUCGCAACACAAUUAUAAAACUGGUGAAAAUCAGUUGGUGAAAGAAAAGAUCCAGCUUCCUGGUGCCUCAUUCCUGACUGUCAACUUUGAUUCCAAGUGUUCAACAAAGGAAGAUGAUGUUCUAACAUUUAGUUCUUCAUCUGACAUGCAACAGAAUAGUUAUAAGAUGUCGGGAUCUUCUAGAGGUGUUUGGACCAGUUUCCAAAUUCCAGGAGAUACAAUAUACUAUGACUUUGAGACAGAGGUGAGCACAACACAUUCACACUGGGGUUAUAAAUUUACAGUAACAGCUGGUACAAGAGACAGCUUUGAGACCGGAUAUAUCAUCCUAAAUGAUGUACUUACAUCAAACAUGGCUAGAUGUUUACCAUUGAGCGAGUUAUGGACAUCUUUAGUUUAUGUAGCCAGCAAACAGACAGGAACCCAAAGACUGAAAACAAUUCAACUUCUCCUCAAGAUAGUUCAGACACAGCAUCGAGAUACAGAGUUAGAGAAGUUAGAUAUCAACCUUGGUCUUCUGAAGCCACUAUGGCAGUUAUAUAACAACAUAACAAAGCAAGAAUCUGAACCCAUUGUUAUACUACCACCAGUUUCACGUGCUCUUACUGAACUCUUCUUACAGGUGGAAAAUCUGGCUAUUGAAUGGAACAUGGUGAAUGAAUACCUGAUUCUGAUACAGGACAUUAGUGACCUAAAGAUGGCUGUUUCACAGGGUAUACAGCGUAUAGCAGCUGUAAGUCUAAUGAUUGGACACAUGAACCUGGCUACAGACCUUACAUUGGCUGCAUUGAGGAGGAAAAAAUCACAGGAAGAAAGUGCUGCUAAAUCAAAAAAGCAAUAACUCUCUAUCACAACUUAUUCUGAAACUUUUUUUCAUAUACUUAAAGAGAAAAAGUUCCAGUGAUGGUCUAUAUAAUUAUAGUUGAUGUUUAUGAAUUAUUGGAACUUUUUCCUUACGCUUAAAAAGGAAAAGUACCAGUGAGUGUUAUUAUAGUUUAUUAUGAAGUAUGAACUAUUUACUGGUAACUUUGAAUUUGUGUGUGUUAAGCUUAUGUUCAUGUACUUUUAAAUAUACUGCUUUAAUUAGAUUUACUUUCCUUUUGGUAUUGAAAUAUUAUGAUUUAUUAUGUUAUUACAUUAAUUUCUGUUGAUAAACUGCAUGCCUGAUAAAUUUAGCUUUAUCAGUCACCCUCAGCUUUAUCAGACACUUCAUCAAUACAUAUGGUAAUAAAAUGAAGAGAAUGGAUUAUUUUACUUCUUACUAGUUUGAAAAUAUUAAACUGAUAAACUUUGAAUCAAACAGAUUUUUUGAAUAUUAUAGUCUGUUACUUACAUUUGACUAAAAACAUUUGGGACUAUUUCUUAUAGAUAUGACCCUUGGCAUAUUACUGCGAGCAGCAUGAACUUUAGAGGUUAUUUCAUUUGAAAUUUAAAAAAAACACAUAUUGAAAUUGAAAACAUGAUGAAUAUAAUACCAAACAAGUGUGUGCUAUUACAAAAUUUUUCAGAUUGGCAUGAACAAAAUAAGGGCACGUCACAGCAUGGCUUUUCUCUUUUUUCCUUAGCCUUACCUGAUAAACUUGUAAUAUUAGGUACAAACAUGUUAUUCUCUACUUAGCCUAAGUUUAGGAAUUUUUUAUAUACAUACAUGUUGCAGUAUUGCCAACCAGCUGAAACCUUUUUUCCUGUGUAUUUCAAAUAUUUUAAAUAAUAAAAGAAAUUCAUCACUUGGAUAUUCUUAUGGAAAACAAAAUGUUGAUAAAGUUGUAUAGUGUCUGAGUGUGAACAUACAUGUAUAUAUAUGAUGAAUAAUAUUUUUGUGCUAUAUAUUUAUAUGUUAGAUUAUGUAUCCAACACUUGCCAAUAGCAUCCAUAUAUAAUUCUUUUGUGGUUUUGUUGGUUUGUUUUAAUAUGAUAAUACUAUCAACAUAAUUAUUUUUGGUUUUACUGAUCUUCUAUUAUAGACCAAUUCACUUUAAACUUUCAACUGCAAAAUGAAAGCCAGGUAAUUCAGCAGGAUUUUUUUAGGGUUAACAAUACAGUUGUUGUUUAGUGAUUUUAUUUCAUGUUUAUUGGUUCAUGUUGGUACGAUAUUGUUUAUUACACUUAUUGUAUUAAAAGAGAUCUUUUUUAUAGUUUCAAUGUUGGAAGAACAUACAUAUGAGCCGCGUCACGACAAAACCAACAUAAUGGGUUUGCGACCAGCAUGGAUCCAGACCAGCCUGCGCAUCCGCGCAGUCCGAUCAGGAUCCAUGCUUUUCGCUAACCAUCUCUUUUACGAAAAACUGAUAGUGAACAGCAUUGAUCCUGAUCAGACUGUGCAGAUGCGCUGGCUGGUCUGGAUCCAUCCUGGUCGCAAACACACUAUGUUGGUUUUGUUAUAACGCAGCUCAAUUAUGUGUUUGUAAUGAGUGAAAAAUCUCACUUUAAUUUUAUUAUUUACAUGUAUCUUACAUAAUUUUAGUGUGAACGUUUGAAAUGUCCUACUUAAGUGAGAAAUGUGUUCUUAUUUGAUAACAAGCAAAAUUAUCAACUUCUUAUACAACUUUAUGAUACUACAUGUCAGAAAAUAAUAUGUUGAAUUCUUAAUAAUGAUUUAGUAAGCUGUCUUGUCUCUAUUUUUCUGUGUAUUUAUAACUAAUACAAAACUACAUGUAUGGUAGGUUCUGCCUAUUACACACAAUGCUUUAUUAUAUUGUUUGUUGAUAUAGAUCCCUUUCAAAUGUAUGUUUAUAGACCCUCUUUGUUUUGUUGAUGUUAAGUAAUAGCAAAUAAGAAAUCACACAUUUUAAGGCUUAAAACUAUGUCAAAAUAGUACCAUGCAACCUAGAAUGGAUUUAACAACAACAAAUAGCAGACAGCUUCUUGUAAGACUGGACUAUUUAAUAUAAAAGCUCCUCUUUCCUCCUCAUGGAAGUCUAAAUGUUAACUAGGAUUUAAACGCACUUGGCAAGAGCAGUUUCUAUUUUUUUUUUAUCAACUUAAAUAUAGUACUCAUUUGAAGCGAAACACCUUGUAUAUAUGUCAUCUGAGAGCAUUGCUUGGGCUCUCAAUUUAUAUCUUGUAUCCUUAUAAACCACCACUUGUGAAGCUAUAGUGAUAUAGUGUAACAUAGUUUCAAAAUUUCUGUCAAUGAUGUUUUAAAAGACAUAAGAUUGAACAAUUCAUGUGUGCUCUUGUGUAGAUAAUAAAGUGCUGAGUUAUUUAAAAGUUUUAAAGUUACUUACUAAAUUACUAAAAUCUAAAUCUACAUGUAAUUUUACUAAUUCAUUGAUAGUUUCUGAAAAUGACUAGAAUGUCUUGUUUGAUAUUGUAAGAUAUGAAACUUGUUUUAAUAUUGUUUUUGUAUUUGUUGAGAGUGGUAAUUAACGAACUAAUAAAUCUGUGAUAAAAACA